AUGUCCCUCAACACCAAAUCAUCUCAGCCGUCUGUCAGCGAACGGAGAGGUCAUCAAGUAGCACCCUUGCAUGUACAAACCAAUUUCAGCCGUCCUAACUCUCAGAUUGUCAAUGUCGCAUCGCCCCUCAAGCAGCGUCCUCGGCCUUCAGAUUUUGAGAACAACAAAACAGAGCGGGUUCCCUUGCAGGCGCCGCAUGUUAAGCGGCAAUCUUCCAGAUCAAGCCUGCGCCAUAUCUUCAGUCGCGAGAAACCAGCUCGGAAGUCGGACGUCAGGCUUUCGGGCAUCGAGGAGGCUCAGGAUCUGGUGAACGAGUCUCGAGCCGAGGAAGCGGUGCCUUCAUCGCCCAAGGCAGAGGAUUGUGAAACACCUCGGGCUGCUGUAGCUUCCGUCGCUCCUACUCCCGCCACGCCCACUGCGCCGACAAAUACACCACGGUCCAAGUUGCAACCAAAACAUAGAACGAAGACUGAUGAAGAGGAUCAAUUACCUGCAGAAGAUGUGGCGUGGAAGCCGCCUCCACUCUUCAAAGCUUAUCCGCAAUCACUGAAGCAUGCUACUCUCCCGGCUCCGGUCCUGUCGAGCGAUUCCAUCAUGCGCCUGCAUGCUACUUUCAGGGCAAGGGAAGCGAAUUUGCGGGAUAAUGAUCAGCAAGCCAGUCAACCGGCGAAUGAGGAACCCGUGGAGGAACCUACAACGCGGAAGAAGAAGCUUGAUAAGGAGAAGCAAAAAUACCUACGCGCUCUGUCAGAGAACGUCGAAAAGGGCGAAUGGACCCAAAAAACCUUUAUUAUUGCGACAUCCGGGUAUAUUCUGCAGUACGCUGGCGAGGGUAAACACGACCGGUUACCCGAAAAGAUGCUUCUUCUCGGACCAAAGUCCGUGGCGUUUGCCAGCGACGCAAUUCCCGGCAAGCAUUGGGUGCUGCAAGUGUCCCAGGGUUCUGAGGAGGAUAGUAGCACAACUUCCGCCGAAUCGUCUAGGCCUAUUCUCUCGCGGUUUGGGUUUCACAGGUCCCACGCUCGGCGAUUAGCGCGGAAUAUGCUUCUUGUGUUCAAUGACCCGGAGGAAAUGAGUUCUUGGUUAUUGGCGGUCCGCGCUCAAAUAGAGACUCGGGGCGGUAAAAAGUACGUUUCUGAAAAGGUGUAUGACGAGGGAAUGGAGAGUCAAUUGCGGACCACCCCUAGCAUGCGACAGAUGGUGAAGAAGGACCCUAACCGGUUCUCGGCGGUCUACCUGCAACCGCGGCAAUCAAUGAACUUUGAGGACAAAGACUCUAGCGUUGGGGAUCAGUCUCGUCGGAGUUCGUAUAUUUCGCUCCAUCGCCGGUCGAUGGUUAUGCACCCUAAGCCCGAGUCGCGUGCAGGCUCGGUGUCCACGGCCCAGACAGAAGAAGAGCCCGCACGCUUCUAUGCCGCAGUUGGAUCGCCCCCUCUUCCAGACAGCAGCAUCAUUGCAGAGCCAACGUUGUCUGUCGCCGGUCCGGCUAGCCCGACUUUCUCGACUCCGAGAAAGCGACAAUCAAUGUUCCUGCCUCAGGCGACAAGUUCAGAAGCCGCAGAGAUACCUAGAGCGCAGUCGGCGGUCCCUGAGGCACAUUUUCGGAGUGCUUCGCCGCCGGCUCCAAACUUUAGUGUGCCACUUUUUAGCAAAAGAUUUGCAGCUCGACAAGAUAGGCACCAGGGUCCUCGGCUGCCGUCUGUCCAAGGUGAUCAUCCAGAUGAUACCUCAAUUGAUACCGUGUCCAUGUUUUCAUCUCCACCGCAAUCUCCCAGUCGAGACGGCUUCGCUAUUCCACUUGAUAACCGCGAGCAGCGCCAACUGGCAGAACGGCGGGAUCAAAACAACAAGUCACUUCGUACGUCAAAUUCCGAAGAUACGCUUGCGAAUGUGCCUCGAGAACGCGACCGCAGCCGUCUUCGUUAUUCGCAUCUGCCAGAGCAUGUUGCAAUGCUGCCUUGCCAAUCAACUUCGCCUCGCCGAGUUAGUGUCAAACCAGUGGUACCAAGCGCCUCGCAUCAACCUAUGCCCAUUGCCCAAGUCGUGAAUACGUCCAACCACUCUGAUCAGCCCAGCAAGACAGAUCAGCCAAGCCGUCCAUCGUCUAUAGUCAUGGCGCGGCGGAAGAGCAUGACUGGGCUCACUGCCGGUCCUCCAAGCGCGCCUCCUCCAAACAUUCCCCUACCGAAAAUUCCUUCGGCAUUCGUUGAUCGCUCUCCGCAAGUUGCGUUGUCAGAAAAGUCUCCACCAUCGUCACCUGUGAAAGACGUUCAACAGGCACUGGGCGACGUCGCUCCUAUUUCUUCCGCGCGGAGCCAUCUUCCACGGACCGUACGGAGUGUCACGACCAGGCCAAUGAAUACGCCCGCGAAGUAUAGCGGCGCAAAUUAUAUCUAA
This is a messenger RNA of Aspergillus nidulans FGSC A4, 2397 nucleotides long. Its product is annotated as peptidase family M20/M25/M40 protein. The record is from RefSeq and is a predicted model, not a curated record. NCBI's taxonomy places the organism in Eukaryota, Fungi, Ascomycota, Eurotiomycetes, Eurotiales, Aspergillaceae. The coding region runs from base 1 to 2397 and encodes 798 amino acids. The transcript has a single exon.